Molecule: messenger RNA, 2754 nt
Organism: Xenopus laevis (African clawed frog)
Lineage: Eukaryota; Metazoa; Chordata; Amphibia; Anura; Pipidae
Product: beta-soluble NSF attachment protein
Exons: 11
Coding region: 99-989 (296 amino acids)
Source: RefSeq, a predicted model, not a curated record
CAGCGCGCGCGCCUUUGGUUGUGACGAGGGUCGGUAGGUGUCAGUGAUCUGGUGCAGCAGGCCAAGGAGUGGGAGAAACCAUAGAAUCCUGGGACAAGAUGGACAACAGCGGCAAGGAGCGCGAAGCGGUGCAACUCAUGGCUGAGGCCGAGAAGAGGGUGAAAUCCUCUCAUUCCUUCCUCAGGGGUCUUUUCGGUGGAAACACAAAGGUGGAAGAAGCUUGUGAGAUGUAUGCCAGAGCCGCAAAUAUGUUCAAGAUGGUUAAAAACUGGACUGCUGCCGGAAAUGCGUUUUGCCAGGCUGCCAAACUCCACAUGCAACUGCAGAGCAAACAUGAUGCAGCCACCAGUUUCGUAGAUGCUGGAAAUGCGUACAAGAAAGCGGAUCCUCAAGAGGCCAUCAACUGCUUAAAUGCAGCCAUCGAUAUAUACACAGAUAUGGGAAGGUUUACAAUUGCUGCAAAGCAUCACAUCACCAUCGCGGAGAUCUAUGAAACGGAGCUGGUUGAUAUUGAGAAGGCAAUUGCACAUUAUGAACAAUCUGCAGAUUAUUACAAGGGAGAAGAAUCAAACAGUUCUGCUAACAAGUGUCUGCUAAAAGUGGCUACUUACGCUGCACAACUGGAACAGUACCAAAAAGCAAUCGAAAUCUACGAGCAGGUUGGUGCAAGUACAAUGGAUAAUCCUUUACUGAAAUACAGCGCAAAAGAAUAUUUUUUCAAGGCUGCACUGUGCCAUUUCAUUGUGGAUGAAUUAAAUGCCAAGCUUGCGCUGGAGAAGUACGAAGAAAUGUUUCCUGCAUUUACAGAUUCAAGAGAGUGCAAGCUGUUAAAGAAAUUGCUGGAGGCUCACGAAGAACAAAACUGUGAUGCAUACACCGAAGCUGUGAAGGAAUUUGAUUCGAUAUCGCGUUUGGAUCAGUGGCUCACGACUAUGUUGCUCCGUAUAAAGAAAUCCAUUCAGGGAGAUGGUGACGGGGACCUGAAAUGAACAGGAGGGUGAAGCAGCGGAAUGUAUGCAGAUCUGCCAACAUUAUACCCCCCCUCUUUUUUUUUUUUUUAAUUUAUUUUGCAGAUGUCUCAUCAGUGCCAGUGAAGCUAAUAGGGAUGACUGUGGGCAGAAAAGAGUGGGUUAUCAGAGGGUGAAGAGAUUUUAUUUUCAUUAUAUUUCUUUGUAUUUUGUGUCAUAUCAGGAAUGAACGUAGGGGUUAGAAAGUAACAGAAAAGACUUCAAUACACACACAUAUAUUUAUAUAUUAUUACAGGUCUCCGAAUAACAAGAGGAGCAUAUAGAACCAUUCACAAUACUGGUAACCCAACGGUGCCUCGGGCAAUGCAGGCUGGGAGCCCACCCACUGGGUCUUUUGCCACAACUUAUUCAUGGUGACGUGCUGAGAAUUCGAGGCAGUAAUGAGGCCACACACACGUGAGGGAAUAGAAUAAACUUUCUGCCUUUCUUCCACUUAUUUCUCACAGCGGCUAUAAGGUUCUGGUCAGUGGCGUAACUAGAGUGAGCUGCAAAACAAAUCUUCAAAGCUGUCCACGCACUCCGAUCACCAUCCUCCCUCCCACUUCCGCUCCUGACUCCGCCCACUCCCGCCUGACUUGCUUCCCCUUUCUCGCCAGUAAGAGAAAGCGGUUGGGGAAAAGGUUUUUUUUUAUUAGCUAUAGGGGAAGCAGAACACAGAUUAAGGAUGCAUUAGAUGGCGGAGCUCGUCUCCUUGUAAUAGUGUGUCCUGGGCCGGACUCAAUUCUCGCUAGCAUUCAGCAACUUCAGUCCGAAGGUACAAUACUUCCCAAUACUCUAUGCUCACAUCUAGCACUAACUGAGUCGCUACCAGUAAUAUCAAUGUGGUUUUCUUAAAACACACAUUAUGGCAGUGGGUAUACAGAUAAAGCUUACGCGUUUCGUGCCUCCAAACUCGGCACUUCCUCAGAGCCUAACGAAGCAGGGGGGCCCCUAUUCCCUGCCCCCCCCUGCAACUGUGGGGUCUGCUUCCUCAAUAGUUAGACCCUGGUUCUGGCCGCAGCCCCUCACACCCCGUAGAUAAAGUGUCAGACAGACACACUCCCACCCCCUCCACUCCUGUUCCACUUGUACCUCCUGCCACUAGGUGCGCGCGUUAUUGCUGUAAGUCACUACGUGCCGUAAGGAGAGGAUGUCUCCGUAACCACUUGGCUACUAGAAGGAGUGUGUGGAUGAAAGGUGCAUGUGGAACCCUGUAUUUUAUUAACAUUUUAGGUGGGAGUCAAGUCAGGGUUCCCUUGAGCAUGGGUGCUCUGUGCUUGAUGCUCUGUGAAGGGUGCCAUGGGAUUAGAGUGCAUUUCUUUGCACAAGGACAUAGUGUAAGUGGCAGGUGUAAUAGGGGCAAUUUCUGCCCAUUAGUGUAACGCUUGGGCCCGACUUUAUUCAGUGAUCCCUGUAGUGAAAUGUAGAACAAUGGGUUUUCAAGGUGUCUGGGCCUCCUGUGAUUUGCUGCAUCUCCAUCAUCAUUCCUUUGGGAAGGAAGUCCCCGAGGAACAGGAAAUGCCCCCCUCUAUGCAAGUAGAAUAAAGGAACUGGUUAAAAAAAUAUUCAGCCAAGUUAUAAUAUAUUUCAAUAUGUAACAUUAUUUUCUUGCAUAAAAACCAACGUAUAAUUUCGCUGACAGUGAUCCUUUUAAAGGACCAGUAACAUCAAAAAAAAUUUAAUUACACAAUUAACACAAUUAAUACUUUAAAAAAGCAAAGUCUUUAUUAAGAAAUAACUUACAGAA